AUGGUUGUCCCAAACGAGAAGUCUCAGACUCUUCUUCCUUCCAACACUCUGCCACUCGCAAAUGGAAGCAAUGCUCCUAAAUCCAACUGGUUCUCUCGAAACCGUAAAUCUCUUACGGUGGUUUUCGGUCUUUUCCUUCUCUUGCAGCAUCUCGUUGUUUCUCCUUACCUGGUCGACUCAUGGGGUGGUGUUGAUCAGAAAACCAGAAAAUCAAGUUGCGAGCAGGCGGAACCUAUCUUUCCCAAGAGCUUUGAUGUUUCUUCAUUGGUUGAAGGUCAAAAAGAUAGGCUCGUCAACUGGAUCAGUGGAGCAGUAAAAGUCCCCACCGAAGUAUUCGAUGUUAUGGGUGAAAUAGGGGACGAUGAAAGAUGGGAUGUCUUCUACAAAUUCGCAGAUUACCUCGAAGAAGCGUUCCCAUUGGUACACAAGAACCUCAAGCGAACAAGAGUUGUUACUCAUGCGUUGAUCUUCGAGUGGGAGGGUUCUGACUCUUCCCUCAAACCUCUUCUUUUAACCGGUCACCAAGAUGUCGUGCCUGUUCUCCCUGCUACCCGUGGACUUUGGACUCAUGACCCUUUCGGUGGAGAGUAUGAUGGAGAAGUCAUUUGGGGAAGAGGAUCAAGUGAUGACAAGUCAGGUGUCAUAGGUGUUCUCUCUGCAAUUGAGCUUAUGUUAGAGUCUGGUAAAUUCAGCCCUACUCGGUCUGUCAUAUUGGCUUUUGGUAUAGAUGAGGAAUCUGGCGGCAAGGUGGGAGCCUAUCAUCUUGGUCAAUGGAUCGAAGAGAAGUACGGGAAGGACUCCAUCUCUAUUUUGGUUGAUGAGGGUAAUGGAUUGCAAGAAUCUUGGGGUCAACUUUUCGCUGCCCCUGCUGUUGGUGAGAAAGGAUACAUGGAUCUCGAACUUCGGGUAGAGACUCUUGGUGGUCAUAGUUCAGUACCUCCGCCUCAUACUGGAAUUGGAUACAUUUCCCUGCUUAUCGCUGAAAUCGAAAAACAUCCUCAUAAGCCUUAUUUGAACCCUGAAUCUCCUUUGGUCAAUCUCGUAGCUUGUGGAGCAGAUUCAGCACCGAAUUUCCCUAAAAGUUUGAAAAAAGCGAUUUACAGGGUCGAGGAUUCAUUGGCUUCCAAGAACGGUAAAGUUGAUAAGAAAGCGCUCCAAGAAGUGCAAGAUUGGUGGGUCACAGGAAGUUAUGAAGAUGGUACCUUGAUGAAAGGAAUGGGUAAAGCAAUGGUCAGCACCACUCAAGCUGUAGAUAUCAUUAAUGGAGGUCUGAAAGUCAAUGCUCUUCCUGAAAGUGUAGUCGCCAUAGUCAAUCACCGAAUCAGUCUCGCUGAAUCAGUAGCUGAGCUUCAACAGAGAUUGACCGAUGUCAUCGCGCCGGUGGCCAGUAAGCUGAACCUUGAAGUCGAAGCAUUCGGCAAGGACGUCCAAUAUCAUGGUUGUCAUAUGCACCAAGACAUUUCUGAACCAAAAGUAGGAAAGGUAUUCUUGAACGUGGCUUUUAACUCAUCGCUUGAUCCUGCACCAGUGUCUCCAUUCACAGUCGAUUCUGCAGCGUGGAGACUUCUUUCGGGCACUGUCAAAGGAGUCUACGCUACAAGACCAGAAGCUAAACUCAAUGAAGAAGAAGCUAAGAAACAGAUCAUGAUGGGCCCUUCUAUUUCUACCGGUAACACUGAUACCAAACGAUACUGGAAUUUGACACGAAACAUUUAUCGAUUCGCUUAUCAGCAAGGCAAGAAAGCCGGAUUCAACAACGUACAUACCGUUGACGAAUACUUGCCCGCCGACGUUUUUGUUGAGGAAGUAAGAUGGUUCAUGAACUUCAUCGUGAAUGUGGAUGAGAGUCGGGAGAUCUAG
Kwoniella shivajii is the source of this 1860-nucleotide messenger RNA. RefSeq lists its product as uncharacterized. Gene Ontology annotation, cellular component: fungal-type vacuole lumen. The record is from RefSeq and is a predicted model, not a curated record. Gene Ontology annotation, molecular function: metallocarboxypeptidase activity. Lineage: Eukaryota; Fungi; Basidiomycota; Tremellomycetes; Tremellales; Cryptococcaceae. Bases 1 to 1860 code for a protein of 619 amino acids. The transcript is spliced from 12 exons.